GUGUCAGUGUGAAAAUUAUUUUGCCGGAGAAAAAAAUUAAAUUUCAAUUUGGAUUUAGGAAAAAGCAUUUUCUGCUGCACAACGAUUACAACAAUUGGUGAACUACAAGGUGGCGAAUUACAAGCUAGAGACGUGUCAGUGUGAAAAUUAUUUUGCCAAAUCUAUUUAAAUUUGGAAUAAGUACUGGAAAAAGAAACAUUUACUGCUGCACAUUGAUUAAAUAAUUACAAGACGUCAGUAUUGGUGGAAUAUAUCCGAAUUUUCUGUAAAACUAAUACACAACUUAAAAAAAGUAAUUAAAAGAAAAAGAAACCGGCUUAGAAUAUGUCUGGAAUAGCAGCUAUACGUUUGUCCGAGGAACGUAAGGCCUGGCGCAAGGACCAUCCUUUCGGAUUCGUUGCUCGUCCCGCCAAGAAUCCCGAUGGCACCCUCAACUUGAAGAUUUGGGAGUGCGCCAUUCCCGGAAAGAAGGGCACCGACUGGGCGGGUGGCCUCUACAAGCUACGCAUGACUUUCAAGGAUGAGUAUCCGAGCACUCCGCCGAAAUGCAAAUUCGAGCCACCCCUCUUCCAUCCCAACGUGUAUCCGUCGGGCACUGUCUGCCUCUCGCUGCUGGAUGAGGAGAAGGACUGGCGUCCAUCCAUUACCAUUAAGCAGGUGCUAAUGGGCAUUCAGGAUUUGCUGGACUCGCCCAACAUCAAAGACCCAGCCCAGGCCGAGGCCUAUACUGUCUAUCUGGAAAACCGCCAGAAUUACAAGGCGCGCGUCAUCGCCCAGGCCCGUGACAUGGCUCCUGCCGUGGAGCCUGCCAAUAAAACUGACAAGUAAUACACAAACAAAAUCAAAGAGAAUCAUGAAUGAUAGGAAUCAUGAUUCAUGCAAUUUAAAUGGAAUUAUAGUUUCCGUUUAAAUUCUAAACAAUAAUUUUAAUAUUUAAGCUUUGUGGGCCACUGAUUGAAGCAACACACAACACACAAUAAACAUUCCAAUUUCCAAUCAGAAAAUAAACCCUAAAUAUUGUUAUCAGCUAA
Drosophila obscura is the source of this 1031-nucleotide messenger RNA. Its product is annotated as SUMO-conjugating enzyme UBC9. Gene Ontology annotation, cellular component: nucleus. Gene Ontology annotation, molecular function: SUMO conjugating enzyme activity. Lineage: Eukaryota; Metazoa; Arthropoda; Insecta; Diptera; Drosophilidae. Gene Ontology annotation, biological process: protein sumoylation. The record is from RefSeq and is a predicted model, not a curated record. Bases 325 to 828 code for a protein of 167 amino acids. The transcript has 4 exons.